GUUGAAGCUGAAGAUGCAGUCGGUAAGUAUAGUGUAGUGUACAUACGACGAACAGACUCCAUCCGAGCGUGUCAUGGCGCGUGACCCAGACCGAUAAAAGAGACGACACCACACAGCAAAGACGUCUCGACGGCCCGAUGCAGCCCGGCGGAUCCUGCGACUGGCUGUAUGUACUUGUACCUGACCCGGCGCUCCCGCCCUCAGCCGCCUUACCGAUCCCUGUCACACAAAGGGUCCACCAAAAAGAUGUCGCCCCUCCCUCUUUCAGUUUCAGCCCGCCUAGCCGUGGUGAGUGGUGACUCUUCAGGACCGACCGCCCUACACUACUUAUCGACCCCGCUAUCGGCCGGCCAUUGGAUCCAAUUCCAUUUGUGAAGCCAUCUUCAAUCGCAAAUCCCAACCCAACUACUAGACACGACGCGCCGCCGUUGAUUGUCCUUUUCCAAAUCACCGCGACACGAGCCACGGUAUACUUCGACACCCACAGCCACCAUGACCACCGAUUCCACUCUUGCCGCGACGGCCGACGCCAAGCUCGCCAUCUCUGGCGACAACACCAAGUUGACCAAGGAGCAGCAGCUGGCCCUCAUCAACGUCAACUUGGCCGAAAUCCUCAACCCCGAGAUUAUCGAAAAGGUCAUUGACGAAGGCCGCGCCCCGAGGAUCUACUGGGGAACUGCCACUACCGGCCGUCCUCACUGCGGCUACCUAGUUCCCGCCAUCAAGAUCGCCCAAUUGCUCGCCGCCGGCUGCCAUGUCAUCGUCCUCCUUGCCGAUAUCCACGCCGUCCUCGACAACCUCAAGUCCACCGUUGAGCUCGUUGGCUACCGCGCCAAGUACUAUGAGCGCACCAUCACCGCCCUCCUCAAGGCCGUCGGCGUCCCUACCGACAAGCUCGAGUUCGUCCUCGGCAGCUCCUACCAGAAGAGCCCCGACUACAUCAUGGAUGUCUACAAGCUCGCGACCCUCGUCUCCGAGCACGACGCCAAGAAGGCCGGUGCUGAGGUUGUCAAGCAGUCCGACAACGCUCCUCUUUCCGGUCUCCUCUACCCCAUUCUCCAGGUCCUCGACGAGGAGUACCUCAAGGUUGAUGCUCAGUUCGGUGGUGUCGAUCAGAGAAAGCUGUUUGCUGCUGCCAAGGACUGGCUUCCCAGGUUGGGCUACAAGGAGCGCGCCCACAUCAUGAACCCCAUGGUUCCCGGUCUCCAGGGUUCCAAGAUGUCUUCCUCCGACCCCGACAGCAAGAUCGAUCUUCUCGAUGCUCCCGAUGUCGUCACCAAGAAGAUUCGCAAGGCCGAGGCUGCCCCCAAGGUCACCGAGGGCAACGGUCUCAUCUCCUUCAUCGAGUACGUCCUGCUGCCCGCGGCCCAGCUUCUCGGCAAGGAGGGCUUCCGCGUGGACCGCUCGCGCGACAACCUCGAGCCCCUCGUCUACACCGACAUUGCCAAGAUCAAGGCCGACUACGAGAGCGAUGUUCUCACUCCCCAACUCGUCAAGCCCGCCAUCUCGGCCGCCAUCAACGAGCUCCUCGCCCCCAUUCAGGCUGCCUUCCAGGCCUCUCCCGAGUGGCAGGAAAUUGCCACUAAGGCCUACCCUCCCGAGAUCAAGGUCAAGAAGGAGAAGAAGGUCAAGAACAAGGGUACCCGCUACCCUGGUGCUGCGGCCAAGCUCGAGGAUGCCAAGGACGAGGCUACUCCUGAGCCUGCGACGGAAAACGCAUAAAAGCAUAGACUGCAUAGAAUGUGUUUGAUUGAUGAACUAUUUUCUUGCAUCUAGCGUCUUUUGUUUUUGAUCAUGUUUGGCUGGGUUUGGUUGGUUAUGUAGGGUAGAUAAAGGGAGUUAUAAAAGUGUAUAAUGUCAGGGUUUGUUUGGGUCAGUUGCUUGUCGUUCGUUGAUGUUUAAAGACAUGGACCUAUAUGGCAUGGAUAGAGCUUUGGUUUCGCGACCCGGUGACACAUAUGCUCGUGCAUUAAGGGAUAGGAAGAUACGAGCUGUGCUCUCUUCACGGCACAAAGGUUUUUAAGCUUGAGAAAGACCAUGUAUCGAGCCGUGACCUCCAUCAGCAGUGGUCAUCUUCCACAACCCGAGCAUUGGCACAGACAAAUCUCCAGCUAUCACAUCUCGAGAACUGGCGUCCAGAACAAUGACGGCGGGCAUGCGGUGGGGCAUGACCAUACAUACAAUGUACAAACAACACCACAGCACGCAUCAACAUAAUCAGGGACUGAACGG
Molecule: messenger RNA, 2232 nt
Organism: Neurospora crassa OR74A
Lineage: Eukaryota; Fungi; Ascomycota; Sordariomycetes; Sordariales; Sordariaceae
Product: tyrosyl-tRNA synthetase
Exons: 5
Coding region: 493-1722 (409 amino acids)
Biological process (GO): tyrosyl-tRNA aminoacylation
Molecular function (GO): ATP binding; tyrosine-tRNA ligase activity
Source: RefSeq, a predicted model, not a curated record